UCUCAGCUUGAUUUAGAAGCAUGUAGGAACAAGACCAGUGAUAAUUGGUGCCAGAAUUAAUCAUCUGCACAAGAUUCUAUUUGAUGCCAAACUAGCGAAAUGCUUGCAGAAUCUUCAGCUCUUUUGAAACUUUAAUGAAACAUCCUUUGAAAUGACGAUAUAUGAUCACUACUCCUGGUAACUGAAAGGCAAAGAAGCUUGAGUUCACAAUAUGAAAUUUAAAGGCAAUCUGAAGAUGAAAUAUCAACGAUAAUGACGAAUAGGUGUUAUUUAAACCGAAUUGUUAAAAAUAAAGCCAACCGAGGGGUCUUCUUGAAUUAUAUGGUCUCUCUUCUUGAUCACAUAGAGGAAACUGGAAUAACAGAACUCUGAAUUGUAGGAAUUCUCGCCUAUAAUUGAAGUAUAAACUAGACCGAUUCUGUUCUUGAGUACUUGAAGAGUAGAGAGGCUUGAGUUUUUUUCUUCCAACUUACUCACCCGAUUUGGCCCCUAUCUCAAAGCGAAAGUGAAACAGCUGCCAGAUAAAGAGUUGAUCAACUUAUUUGAGAGAAAAGUGAAGAGAUUAUGAGAAUGAGUCUGGGCAACUGGAUGGAGACGAGGUAGUUG
Moneuplotes crassus is the source of this 606-nucleotide messenger RNA. The record is from the annotation of a GenBank genome assembly. NCBI's taxonomy places the organism in Eukaryota, Ciliophora, Spirotrichea, Euplotida, Euplotidae.